UAACAAAAAGCCUUGUGCUUCCUUCUAAACAGCUGCUAUAAAAUGAAAGUUGAGAUCUGAACAGAAGACACUACUUUUUGUGACACAAGCAAUAAGACAACAACAUGAGCAACACAACUAAAUCAGCAAUGGUGGAGGAAAUCCACACUGGAUACUUGAACAAAUCUCCACCGGCCAAAGGCAUUAAAUCAUGGAAGCGCCGUUUCUUUGUGCUCUCCAAGGUGGAUAAAGAUGACUACCACCUAUCAUAUUAUCGAAAUAAUGAAAGCAGAGACAAACCUUUGGGAACAAUAGAUCUUGCAAAAAUCAGCUUGUUGUCUACUGCCCCAGAGGCACAUUCAAGAUGGCCCUGGAUCCAGAAACACUUCAAGUGUCCUCCAUCCUCUGUGCUGUUCUUGACGGUGGAAACUAGAGACUACUUUCUCAUUGGACAAAACAGUGAUGAUGUGGAUUCCUGGCUCAAUGCAAUAACCACGGCACUGCAGAACUCACAAAACAAAAUGCAAAAUACAGAUAAAGAUAAUAAGAAUCAGGGCAUCAAAUCAAUAUCUGGACCUAUGAACUAUUGGCAACCAACGCCUGAAGACCAGCCUGAUGAAAAAGAUUCAGAAGCUGCUCUAAUGUCAACUUCACCGCAAAGUCACUAUGCCUGCCCUCGCAGUCUUUUCAGUGCUCCAGUAGCAGAACAGCACAAGCCACAGAUUGAAGACCAGCCUGGUGAAAGAAAGUCAGAAGAACCUGCUCUAAUGUCAACAUAUUCAUCACCUCAAAGCUACUAUGCCUGUCCUCGCACUCUUUUCAAAGCUCCAGUAGCAGAACCGCGAAAGAGGUUUCUGAGCGAUCUCAAGGAUGAGAAGGUCGAGGAGGAGGAGGAUGAAUCUCCAGAGGAAGCCACUGAAUACAUUUCCAUGGCAAAAGUGCAAAUGGCAUUGGAGGAUGACCAGAAGGCAGACACCGAACGCACGAAGACAAAUGAAACGGAAACACAUGUUGAAAAGGAGAUCUGCAUUAGUCAAGAGAGUCUGAUGAACAAUCUGGUUUUAACAGAGGAGGAAGGCAAACCAUGUGUGUCUGAGUGUCGGGAGACUCAGGAGUCACAUCUUUUCCACAAGGGUGAUCAGAUCCUGGCCCUCAAUGACUUGCUAACAAACACAUUAGAUGAGAUACAGACAUACCUUAAAAGACUAAGCAAGGACGAGGUGAAACUCACUAUUCGCCGGCUUCCAGGAUCCCAGCCUUUGAGCAAUGAAUCCAACGAGACAUGAAAGAAAAAUCACCUCUCAAUAGAAUCAUUGCAUUGAAUUAUUAGAUUAUGAACGUCUUGUUUAAGAUUAAAGAGUCUGCAGGAUUUUGACAUUUAUGACUCUUAUCAUAAGACUCUUAUCACAAGCCUUUACAUAUAACUCUUAUCAUAAGGGUGGAAAACAGCAUUAAUAUGUAAUAUACCUGGCUAGUGGGAAUAUUAGUGCAUAUUUUUAUGGACAAAGUAUUACUUUAAAAGUAUGAAGAUAAAUUCACUGUGAAAAAUGCACAUUGCUAAACUUUAGUUUCUUAAAGCUGCACUUACAGUAAGAUGUACUUUAUUUACUAUGCAUAUACACACAACUUUUCUGUGUAUUACAUUUUACAACAUUUAAACAAUGCUUUCAACUUUUCUGUGUAUUUAAGCACUUAACUAUUGCUCUAAAUCUUUAUGCAAUGAUUAAACUGUAUCAGAUACUGGAUGAUAUUAAAUGGAUGAUUAUUGUAGCCUAUUUAAUAUGCAAAUUAAUUAUAAGUGUGAAUUAGUACAUAGUAAUUUUGUUUUCUUUGUUUGCACAGGAAUACAAAAUAUUAGACUAAAACAGAAAAAUAAGCCAUAAUGUGCAUGAAGAGUCAAACAUCAGGCUUGUUUAAAUAUAAUAAUAAUUUUUUAUUAAUCUUAUUUCAUAUAAUAAUAAUAAUAAUAAUAAUAAUAAUAAUAAUAAUAAUAAUAAUAAUAAUAAUAAAAGACAAUAACAAAACAAUUGCAUUGCAACAGAUGCUAAAUUGCAGUUAAAUGUGAAUAAUGAAUGCACACAAAUGAAAAUAAAUCAAGUCAUCUCUGGUUGAAGAACAGAGCUCAAGUAUACUUUACUUUUACAUUGAUACUGGUUAGAUACUUUACAAUAUAUACAAAGUCAAAUCAUCUCUGGUUGAAGAACAGAGCUCAAGUAUACUUUACUUUGACAUUGAUACUAGUUAGAUACUUUACAAUAUAUACAAAGCCAAGUUAUCUCUGGUUGAAGAACAGAGCUCAAGUAUACUUUACUUUUACAUUGAUACUGGUUAGAUACUUUACAAUAUACAAAGUCAAUAUAUUGUUUGUUUGCAUACAACAUAUAGAAUAUAUUGUUUGUUUGCAUAUUUUUAAGAAUCGCAUAUCCAAAAUACACCAAUGCAUUAUUAACGCCGAAGCUCCUUUUGUUUGUUUUGGAUGUAUCAACUAUGUUUAUUCAUGCAUGAUUGAUGGUUUUCACAAACAUACUAUUAUACAAUCAUAAUGAGCUCAGAUGUUGUUGUUUUCAAGGGAAACUUUUUUUAAAAUCAAAGCAUCUAACCUGAAUCUCCACUGACGCUUCACAUUACAGUCAAGAACAAAGACCGGUAGCUUCCUUGUAAACUUCAUUUAUUUACACUGGCACUGAAAACCAGUUUUUUCCGCAUGCUGAAAAAAAAAAAAGCACAGCCGCAUUUUGAAGAGCUGAACAUGACAUGACACAUUUUUAUCUAUUACUCUGCUGUCUUUAAAUCGCAAUGAACAAUGAUCUUACAAUGAUCUUACAAUCAGAGCUGUUUUUAUGUUAAUAUUAUUAUGAUUUGACACUGUCUACAUGCAUGAAAAAAGAUCAAAGAUGAAACAUUCCAUUUUGGUGUCUGCAUCAAAUGAAAUGCACAAAAGAGAUUUACAUACAUAAGAAGGAUAUUAAAUCUGUAAUGUAAUGUAAUAUGCCUAUUCGUGAGGUGUGUGUUUUUAGUGUGUGUUUUAUGAUUCUGGAUAUUGAAUGUUUCAUCUAUUUUGAAUGUUUUACUGUUAUUGUUUUUACCUCUGUGUCUUUUUUGUGUGAAGCGCUUUGGGAUUAAGUUUUAAAGGCGCUAUAUAAAAAAAUAUCAUUAUUAUCAUAAUGUUAUAUGGUAUAUCAGCAGAUAUGUAAAAAUAAAAAAUAAACAUUCUUAUUCUGACCUAUAUGAUAAUACAAUAUAUAUAAAUGAUCCAUAAUUCUCGCUGCCAAAUGAGUACAUGCUACUGGUUUUAAGGAGAGUGGAUUGAAACCAACAAUUAUAGAGAACUUCAAUUAUUCA
Danio aesculapii is the source of this 3321-nucleotide messenger RNA. RefSeq names its product pleckstrin homology domain containing S1, tandem duplicate 2 (gene plekhs1.2). The transcript has 13 exons. Bases 105 to 1265 code for a protein of 386 amino acids. NCBI's taxonomy places the organism in Eukaryota, Metazoa, Chordata, Actinopteri, Cypriniformes, Danionidae. The record is from RefSeq and is a predicted model, not a curated record.